Nematolebias whitei (Rio pearlfish) is the source of this 2741-nucleotide messenger RNA. RefSeq names its product erythrocyte membrane protein band 4.1 like 4B (gene epb41l4b). The transcript has 23 exons. Gene Ontology annotation, molecular function: cytoskeletal protein binding. Gene Ontology annotation, cellular component: cytoskeleton. The coding region runs from base 359 to 2680 and encodes 773 amino acids. The record is from RefSeq and is a predicted model, not a curated record. Lineage: Eukaryota; Metazoa; Chordata; Actinopteri; Cyprinodontiformes; Rivulidae.
CCGGGUCUCCGCGUGACUCAGAGUUCCCGCUGCGGAGCGUCGGACAGGAUUUCUCCGGGAUUUUUGAUUCGGUGCGCAACAGCGAGCGAAGCAGGAGGUGGCAGGUGUUCUGGGAGAGGACAGGAAAAGGAGGAGGAGGACAGUCCGGACGAAUGACUGGAAAUCAACUGGUUGGAGCUUCGGUGGGUCAGUUUUAUUAGUAUGCUGCUGGAGUCUCCUGCUGCCGACAUCCAGCCGGAGGACUGACCGGCAGCCCUGAAGUCUCCGUGCCCGCUGGGUGACUCCUCUCCCCGGGGAGGAGGAGGAGGACCCAGACUGCGGUUCUGACGGACACACCACCGCCUUCUGGACCUGAAAGAUGAUGGGUUUUCUGCGCCGGACGUUCAGCCGCCGGAGCCGCUUCCAGACGGGAGAGAGGGACGAGCAGGACGGUCCAGGAGGAGGAGGAGGAGGAGGAGGAGGUGGGGUGAGCGGGAACCCCCUGCUCCUGCCCCACCAGCAGCAGGUAGUCCACGCGCCAGCAGUGGUCUCCGGAGGUGCGUCGGUCCACAUCCCGGCGGCCGGGUCGGCGAGGACCACCAUCACCUGCCGGGUCCUGCUGCUGGACGGCUCGGAUGUGAGCGUGGAUCUGGCUAGUAAAUCCAAAGGCCAGGACCUUUUUGAUCAGAUCAUGUACCACAUCGAUCUGGUCGAGACCGAUUAUUUCGGGCUGCAGUUCAUGGACGCCGAUCAAGUUUCACGCUGGCUGGAUAUGUCCAAGCUCAUAAAGAAGCAGAUCCAAGAGGGUCCGUCUUACCGACUCUUCUUUCGAGUGAAAUUCUACUCUUCGGAGCCAAACAAUCUGCGUGAGGAAUUCACUCGGUAUCUGUUUGUUUUGCAGCUUCGACAAGACAUUUUGUCUGGCAAAUUAAAAUGUCCGUACGAUGUGUCAGUGGAGCUGGCGGCAUAUUGUUUACAAGGCGAGAUGGGCGACUGCGACCCUUUGGAGCACUCUCCUGAGCUGGUGUCAGAGUUUCGCUUCACUCCCAAACAGAGCGAGGCCAUGGAGGCGGACAUCUUCAACAGGUGGCUGGAGCUCAGGGGACAGAGCCCGUCGCAGGCAGAGAUUUCUUUUCUCAACAAAUGCAAGUGGCUGGAGCUUUACGGCGUAGAUAUGCACUUUGUCAAGGGUAGGGACGGAGGAGAAUAUGCACUGGGCCUUACUCCGACUGGAAUCUUAGUUUUUGAAGGGUCCAAUAAAAUCGGGCUUUUCUUUUGGCCGAAAAUCACUCGGCUGGAUUUCAAAAAGAGACGCCUGACGCUGAUGGUGGUGGAGGACGACGAACAGGGUCGUGAGCAGGAGCACACCUUCAUCUUCCAGCUGGCCUGCCCCAAAAACUGCAAACACCUGUGGAAGUGCGCCGUGGAGAGCCACGCCUUCUUUCGCCUGCGCCAGCCGACCGCAGGCAAAGCCAGCCACAGCGACUUCACCCGACUCGGGUCUCGCUUCAGAUUCAGUGGAAAGACGGAGUAUCAGGCCACUCACGGCGGCCGGGUGAGGAGAACCAGCACGUUUGAGAGGAGGCCGAGCAAGCGGUACCCGUCGCGCACUCAACACUUGCUGGGCAAAGCUGCUGUUUCUCCAGCCAAGCCUCCACACAUCAGCUCUCAUGCCAGCCCUAAUCCCAGCCUGCAUGCGUACCAACACAACAUUCCUAUUGGUCACGAUCUGUGGCAUCCAUCCCACCCCGCUCUCACAACCUCGGUUUACCUGCAGCCCUCCAGUCACACGCCGCCCCACAGUUUCCCUCUGAGUGGUCCUGCUUCAGACCAUCAGUACAGCUCGUCAGAGAAUGAAAACUGUUACUCUGGGAAGAGCCACCACCGUCGCCACACACACAGCCAGGACACACUUUGCCACACACACACCAAGAACAAACGUCGAGCUCCUCCCUGCCCUGCAGAAUUGGACAUCUCUCAGUCUCUUCUCAAAGCUCUGGAGACAGACGACCAUUCUCCUCCCUGGCCUUCGCUUCACAUAAACAUUGACAAAAAGGGAGACGAGAAGCAGUUGUCGGAAAAAUCUCUGCACCCCCCUGCUUCUCCUGUGGCCCUCCCUGAUCACCUCAAAUGUAACAUCCUCAAAGCCCAGAUGGAGGCAGCUUUUAGGAAGGAGACUCCAACAACGCCCAGAGGAAAGAGCUCAAAUGAGACCCUCAAUGGCAGGUAUCAGAGUUCAUCCCAAGACUCUGCAGCAUCCAGUUUGACAGCAGAAAAGACGCCGCACCGGCAGCAGGACCGUAACUUAACAGCAGAGGAACUGCAGGCCAAAGGCAACCCCAGCUCCAACCGCAGGAAACGCCUCGUCCGACAGUUCAGCUUUAACCACGAGGAUGAAGACGAUCUACCAGAAGCUCUUGCAGCCAUCUCUUCUCAGAGUGCAGGAAAGUCAGGAUCUAGCAGCUCUCUGGACAAACAGAUACAACCAUCUAUAUACCCACAGGUGGAUAAUAUGCCAACACUGGAGCUGAGUAGUCCAUGCUGUCCCUCUCCUUCGCCUUCCCCCCACCUCUCCCCUUCUUACUACCGUAGCUCUAUGCCUCACCUGGUCCCUUACCUCACUGCUCAUAACAACAGCGGAGAGGAAAUUAAGUUGGACAGAGAGAAGAUCCUGAGAGCCCUGCUGAUGACUGAACUCUGAGGCCUGGACCCUCAAACGCUGCAACUUCACACAGACAGAACAAAACAGGCAGAAGCCAUCG